Messenger RNA from Hypoxylon fragiforme, 3004 nucleotides. Its product is annotated as PFU-domain-containing protein. Gene Ontology annotation, molecular function: ubiquitin binding. The transcript is spliced from 3 exons. Lineage: Eukaryota; Fungi; Ascomycota; Sordariomycetes; Xylariales; Hypoxylaceae. The record is from RefSeq and is a predicted model, not a curated record. Bases 315 to 2657 code for a protein of 780 amino acids. Gene Ontology annotation, biological process: ubiquitin recycling; proteasome-mediated ubiquitin-dependent protein catabolic process. Gene Ontology annotation, cellular component: cytoplasm; nucleus.
GUUUCUUUCCAUACAUAACACUCAGUGAGAUCAGAAAAAAAAACAAGCAGCCUGAGGUAAAAGAGUCAAGGUACACGUUAGUACUUACUAUCUUUGUAGCACGUACUACUACCUACCCAGUACUAUGUACGUAGACAAUAGUUAACUACCUGGUACCUACAAGACACCUGCAGUUUUGGCAAAUCCGCUUCGACGUUAUUGAUCCUUUUUUUAACCAUCAUUGAACAUCCCACCAUCCCACCAAAAAGAAAAUCAUACCUGCUAUUUAUUUAGUAGCUACCUCAGCUUGCACAUAUUCACCUAGUAGUUACAAUAUGGCCGACUUCAAGCUGUCUGCACAGCUUGACGGUCAUACUGCCGAUGUUCGACAUGUCUGCUAUCCUUCUCCAGAUAUAAUCUUCUCCGCCGCCCGAGACUGCACCGUUCGCACAUGGAAACGAAUCUCGUCCUCUCCUCCAGCUUUUGAAUCUUCUGUCGCUACCCAGGGAUCCGAGUUCUACAAUAGUCUAACCUAUCUCCCACCCUCUUCCGAAUACCCAGAUGGCCUAGUCGUCUCAGCUGGCUCGGACACUAUUAUCGAUGUCAGGAACGCUAGCGCAACGCCAUCAGACAAUGCCGAACGCCUAUUAAUCGGUCAUGCCCGAAACGUUUGCGCCUUGGCCGUUGUCCCCGGCGGCCAGUAUAUCGUAUCCGCCAGUUGGGAUAAGACUGCGAGAGUAUGGAGUUUACGCAAAUGGGAGACGGAAGCUAUUCUCACUGGCAACGAUGAGGCAGUAUGGGAUGUUCUCCCACUAGACGCUACAACCAUCGUGACCGCUUCUGCCGACAAAAACAUCCGCAUCUACGAUCUCCGAACAGUCACCGCCGCCCAGGUCGCACCUCGAUCUACCAUAUAUACCUCUGACGUCAUACGCGCUCUAUGUCAAGUUCCGAAGGGUCACCCGAGCGGCGCUGACUUUGCCAGCGCCAGCAACGACGGGGUCAUCCGUCUCUGGAAGCUAAGUGGCCAACAGGUUGGUGAGCUCCACGGCCACGAGAGCUUCAUUUAUUCUCUUGCAACACUGCCGUCGGGGGAGCUUGUAAGUUCCGGAGAAGAUCGAACGGUGCGCGUAUGGAGAGACUUUGAAUGCGUUCAGACAAUCACUCACCCUGCCAUAUCUGUUUGGUCCGUAUCUGCGUGUCCUGAAAAUGGGGAUAUUGUAACGGGAGCGAGCGACGGUAUUGUUCGUAUUUUCUCUCGCAGUCCGGAGCGUCUAGCUAGCCCGGAUACCCUUGCACACUUCAACGAAUCUGUGAAGUCGUCUGCAAUACCACAGCAACAAGUCGGCGGAGUCAACAAAGAGAAGCUUCCAGGGCCCGACUUUCUGAAGAAUAAGUCUGGCACCAAGGAGGGCCAGGUACAAAUGAUAAGAGAGGAGAACGGCUCUGUCACGGCCCACCAAUGGUCGAUGGGUCAACAGCAGUGGAUCAACGUUGGCACCGUUGUCGAUGCGGUUGGUAGCAGCGGGCGCAAGGUAGAGUACAACGGAGAAUCAUAUGACUAUGUCUUCGACGUUGCCAUCGAAGAGGGACAACCUUCGCUUAAGUUACCCUUUAACCUAUCAGAAAAUCCUUACGCAAGAGCCCAGAAAUUUAUCGACGACAAUGAGCUUUCACAGAACUUCCUAGAUCAGGUUGCACAAUUUAUCGUAACCAAUACCCAAGGCGCUACUAUUGGGCAGACUUCUGGGGAUUCUGGGGCCCCUGACCCCUAUGGCACUGAAUCGCGAUAUCGACCAGGGGAUGGUAAUGACUCUUCUAAGGCUAAAACUAUACCGCAACGCGAGUAUCUUGAGAUUACAGCUGCCAAAUACGAACCUGUCUUCAAAAAGAUACUCAGUGUCAAUUCUGCCCUUGUAGCAGCGGGACGCAAAGACCAUUCCCUAAACCCACCCGCUCAAGAAGUAUUAGCCGUUGUGCGACAGCGAUUAGAAGCAGGCCAGCCGAUUAUUGACGAAAGCGCUAUCAAACUGAUUUCCAUGAUGUGUACACAGUGGGAUUACUCAGACCGGCUAGCACCUCUUGACGUACUGCGGUGCGUUGCGCCAUCGCCCAUUGCCGCCAAGUUUAAGUCGCCAGACUGGGGUAGUCCAGUGCAGAUAGCUGUCUCUGCCGCGCUCGACGAUAUCCCAGCCGGUGCCCAGCCUAACGAGAAUUGUGCUAUGAUGGCUGCCCGUACGAUCGCGAACCUUUUCAAAUCAAGCGAGGGUCGAAAGCUACUUGCCCAACAUUUGGAAGGACAACGGGCAGUGGCAUUUUUCGAGCGAGUGUUAGGAAUUGGUGGUCAAACUGCAAUUGGCCCCUUUAACCGCAACUUAUUAAUUGCCGUGACAACAGCCAUGGUGAACCUCGCGGUUUUGGCAUCGAGAGAGCCCGGGAGCAUAUCAUCUAGCGUACAGGUUCGGCUACUGACGGCGCUUGCCCGGAUUUUACAGAAACAGACGGAGGCAGAGGUUGUGUUCAGGGCUCUUGUCGCAGCGGGGACUCUCAUCACCGUGAUUGGAAAAACAGCCCCCGAGGCACGAAGCCUGUCUUCGCCCAUAUCCCUGAGCAAAGAUCGCGCCACGGAUGCGCGAGUGAAGGAUAUCGCUGAUGAAUGUUUGGCAUUGCUGGGUUGAUCACCCGUUGAUAGUCCGUUGCGUUAGUUUAAGGCUGCGCAUGGGCUUAGCCAUACAGUACAUCAUUCCUCCCUCGAAAGGCAUUCGUGCCGCAACCAUAGAAUAUAGUAGCCCAAUAUUAGGCCGACAGUUCCUUGGCGGGUAGUUUUAUUCAACGAGGGAGAAACGCAUAACAAAAGAAAGAUACUACCUACUCCACGAUAUGAUAUGGCAGGCGGAUUGACUUGUUCUGUGUAUAUGAUAUGAAUACUAGAGAAAUGCAUGCUGUAAAUACAUAGAUAGGCUAGGUAGUUGAUCUUCCUAUAUCCCAAUGCUCUAUCGUAGAAUAUCUACUGUAUCUGUCCCGU